Messenger RNA from Rhizophagus irregularis DAOM 181602=DAOM 197198, 486 nucleotides. NCBI's taxonomy places the organism in Eukaryota, Fungi, Glomeromycota, Glomeromycetes, Glomerales, Glomeraceae. The record is from RefSeq and is a predicted model, not a curated record.
AUGCAUCUGGAACGACAUUUAACCAUCACUGGUGCAAAAUCAGAAAUGUUAUUGCGAGAUAUGGCUGACUGGUCCAAGCAGAAAGUAUUGAAUUAUAUCAAAGAGGGAGACAUGUCGGGAUAUAUGAUGUUUCAUUUUAAUAGCUUAAUUCAAAUCUAUAAAAUUGGAGUUGAAGAUACUAAAAUUUAUUGCAACAAAUUCAAUCGAAGUAAAAGAAAUUUAGUGGCAUGUAAUUUGGAAGCUUUGACACCUGAUAUUGUAAGGGCUAAAGUAGAAAAUGAAUCCAAAUAUGAAAAAAGAAUGGGUUACAUUAACGAUACGUCUUCAGUGAAUAUUCCAGCUCCUUCAGGAAACGAUAUUCGUUAUUUAGAGGUCUUCGAUAAUUUUUUGAAAUCUAUAAAUUUGCAGGGAUUAUCUUCAAGGGAGGAGAGAAGAGAGGAGAGAUUGAUUGAAAGACUGCAUCAAUUACCUGACAAGUAUAGGUAG